Molecule: messenger RNA, 558 nt
Organism: Pelecanus crispus (Dalmatian pelican)
Lineage: Eukaryota; Metazoa; Chordata; Aves; Pelecaniformes; Pelecanidae
Source: RefSeq, a predicted model, not a curated record
AUGUCAUAUCUUUGGAGAUCAGAUGAAAACGUGUGGGGAACUUACAAAGGAUCAGUGAAACAGAAAACGCAAAAGGCAAAAAAGGAAGAUGAGGGAGAUAUGACUGAGAAGAAAAACAGCCGUGAGGCAUAUCUGUGGGAAGAUCCUGGAAGAGAUCAGUCAGGAGCAAAUUCAUCAGUUGUUGCUGAUUUCAUGCCUACAUCAUCAUGGAACAUCUCAAGUGAAUUAGAUAAAGACUACUUCUUGACGCUUGAUGAACCUAUGAAUAACAUAACUACCACCCUUGGCCAGACUGCAGAGCUGCACUGUAAAGUCUCUGGCAACCCUCCUCCGACGGUCCGUUGGCUGAAAAACGAUGCUCCAGUUGUCCAAGAACCCCGGAGGAUCUCCUUCCGUGCCACAAGCUAUGGGUCUCGACUGCGAAUAAGGAACCUUGACACAACAGAUACUGGCUACUUCCAGUGUGUUGCGACUAAUGGCAGAAAGACUGUUUCUACAACUGGUGUGCUGUUUGUGAAGUUUGGUCCCCCGCCAACAGCAAGUCCAGGAUCAUCGUAA